GAGUGGGUAGUGCUGUACCGCAGCAUGAUUAUGACUAGAGGUCAUAACACCUACAACAUUGCUGAGGCGUCGAUAAGGAUCUUGAAAGACAUUGUGCUUUCGAGAACAAAAGCUUUCAACGCCGUAGCACUAUUAGAAUCUAUCUUGCAAGUCUGGGAGACCUGCUUUCAAGCCAGAAUUCUAAGGCAUGCUAACGACUGCAUCCCAUCGCAUCACAUUUUAUGUCAUAACCUCCUAAAAAGGAUGCCAGAUGGAGCUGCAGAGACCAUUGUAUAUCAGGGGAACCAAUGCUACAUGGUACCAAGCGCAAAGAAGAACGACGUUUAUGAAGUUUAUGGAGACACUGGCAUCUGCACAUGUCCGGCAGGAAACACAGGUGCUUUCUGUAAGCACCAGGCGUUGGUGCAAAAAAAGUUGGGGGGCAUGUUCCCAAACGGCCCAACACUAUCCGCAAAUGACCGCCGCCAACUGGGAUGGCCAACUCUUGGAGACAACUACCCCAGUAUUGAAUCUUAUUUAUCAGAGACUGCCAAUGAAACAGAAAAACAAAACGACGUUCAUGAGCCAGAUGUUGCUCCAUUACCAGUUGUGGAAGGUCACAGGACUCCUCCGGACAACGAGCAGGAUUUUCCAGCACAGUUGCCAUCCACUUCUGGCUCGGAGCAAGAAGACACAAAGGUGGUGGACGACAACCUGGAGGACUUUAUUAAAGAAAUGAGGGAAGUUCAUGCCAAGGAACAGCGCAACGACACGUACAAGAGGCGCCUGGCCAGUGCCAUCGCGCGCUUGAAGAGCAGCAGCAACGUGGUGUCAGGGCCCUUAUAGCAAUGGACAGUGCGCUUGGGCUAGAAUUAGGGCGUGAGCGUUCUAUAAAAGUGCAGCCCGCAGCUGCUUCCAGGCGUCACCCCGGCAUGACACGGGGAUCGAAACGGGUGACAGCCGGACGACCGUCAAGUGCUCUUUCCCCAAAGAGGCCAAAGAUACGCUGCCAUUCACUCAAGCAAAGCAUAGAUUUGAAUGUGUCACAUGCCAAAUUGCAUGGCUAUGCACACUGACUUUCUGUUAAUGAGUGCAAUAAAAUGUUAU
Molecule: messenger RNA, 1086 nt
Organism: Rhipicephalus sanguineus (brown dog tick)
Lineage: Eukaryota; Metazoa; Arthropoda; Arachnida; Ixodida; Ixodidae
Exons: 2
Coding region: 25-825 (266 amino acids)
Molecular function (GO): zinc ion binding
Source: RefSeq, a predicted model, not a curated record